Molecule: messenger RNA, 910 nt
Organism: Homarus americanus (American lobster)
Lineage: Eukaryota; Metazoa; Arthropoda; Malacostraca; Decapoda; Nephropidae
Exons: 4
Coding region: 101-910 (269 amino acids)
Source: RefSeq, a predicted model, not a curated record
CAGGGCCAGUGCGAGUGUUUUUAAAGCUAAUACGGACUAACUUUCCGUCAAGUCCGUCAAGAUUCGGGUCAAAAACAGAGAGCCCGUUGCCGUCUAUCAGAUGGAGCACCCAGAAGUGGAAGACGACGGUCAUUUGUGCGGGAGGAACGAGGGUGUAGUGUCGGGCAUGGAGCAGCACCAGCAGGACGAGGAGGAGGAGGAGAUGAUGAUGAUGGAUGGAGGAGGAGGAGGUGGUGGUGGUGGAGGGCUGGUGACGGGGGAGUGUCGAGACAUCCCACUCAAGCCGGACAUGACGGUCGUGUCCGAGGGUGAGGACAUCUUGGCCAAGUUAAGGGAGCAAGUGUCCGCCACCACCCUGUUAGCCCACAAGAGAGACUGUGACACCACACUCUCCACCCCUCUCCCACCCUCCUACUCUCCCACACACCACAACAACAAUAACAACAAUGUGCACAGCCUCUACGACCGCCUCCACUCCCUCCUGCAGGCCAAGAAGAAGACUGAGGAGGAGGUGGAGGGGGACGAGGACUCGCGCGACCUGGUGCUCCGGGCGGAGGCGUUACAGAGACAGCGGGAGUCACUAUUGUCGUCACCACAGGCACUCAUGAACGCCAUGAGGGGCGGCGGGCCACCCUCGCUGGUGCCGCCCGGGCCACACUUGCCCUUUAUCCCCAGUACGGUCGGCCUGCCGCCCACCUCCCAGAUGCCACCCACACCCGGGUCGGCAGGAUCAAGAGACUCAUCUGGCAACGGUACCCGCACGCCCUCCCACACGCCCGAGCCUCACCAGAGUCAGCAGUCCUGGAGCUUUGAGGAGCAGUUCAAACAGGUACGAGAACCAGCCAAGCACUCGUCCUUUGAAGAAGACAAACGAAAGGUAGGAGAGGAUGAGAGGUUUAUUUCAUGGUAG